Messenger RNA from Diachasma alloeum, 5277 nucleotides. RefSeq lists its product as uncharacterized. The transcript has 3 exons. NCBI's taxonomy places the organism in Eukaryota, Metazoa, Arthropoda, Insecta, Hymenoptera, Braconidae. The record is from RefSeq and is a predicted model, not a curated record. The coding region runs from base 1 to 5277 and encodes 1758 amino acids. Gene Ontology annotation, molecular function: nucleic acid binding; aspartic-type endopeptidase activity. Gene Ontology annotation, biological process: proteolysis.
AUGGCAUCAUUUGAGGCGACCAUUAGCCUGAAUAACUCUCGGGCAGCGUUCAUCGAACGCGUUUACAAGGAGCUGCUCACAGAAGAGGCGAAAAGCCUCACAAUCUCCAAUCUCCAGGGUAAACUCGAGAUCCUGGAGACCUACUGGGAAAAGUUCGAGAGCACUCAUGAGAAGCUCAUCGCUGGCAGCGGCAAGAUCGAAGGGAUCCUUGAAUUGCCGUACUUCAAGGACCAUCGGUUCGACAUUACUAUCGGGCAUUAUCAUGAGGCAAGGGGUAUUUUAAGCCAGCUCAUUGAUAAAAGGGGGAUCUCAGGUUCAUCUCGUCGGUCUCUCGCGUCUGGGACGGCUCAGCCCACAUACUCCAAGCGUUAUCUCCCUGAGAUUUCUCUGCCCAAGUUCGGAGGGGCCUAUGCGGACUGGCGCUCGUUCCGCGAUCUUUUCGCGUCUCUGGUCGGCUCGAAUACGGAUCUAUCCAACGUGGAGAAGAUGCAUUAUCUUCGUACUAGUCUCUCAGGGGAGCCAGCUCAACGCAUCGCGAAUCUUACGAUCUCGGAUGAGUCAUUCUCGAUUGCAUGGGAACUGCUCUUGUCUCGCUACGAGAAUAAGCGACUGCUCAUUUCAGCUCAUUUGGAACACCUCCUCAGUCCCCCAACCAUGACUUCUCACAGUGCCAAAGAGCUCAAUGCCCUGCUCACUGUCACCUCUGAGGCACUGAACGCUCUGGAGGCUCUCGGCUCCCCAACCUCCCAGUGGGACCAGGUGAUCGUACAUACGGUCUCGCAACGGCUCAGCUCAAAGCUUCGUGAAGCCUGGGAGGUCAAGGUCGGUUCAUCGGCGGAGUAUCCUUCAUACAAGGACUUCAAGGAUUUCCUCACUGGGAGAGCUCGCGCGAUGGAGAGCAUCGAGAUUAACUCGGUUCCUCGUGCUCCUGCCACAAAGCCCUCCAAUGUCAGCUCAUCCAAGCAGUCGACCGCUGCGAAGGUUCACCACGGCACCGCUCAACCACCACAAAAAUCGAGGCCAGCUCCCAAGUCCGCUCCAUCGGGGAAGGUCACGUACCCGUGCUCGAUGUGUGAGGCAGACCAUUACCUCACAUCCUGCUCAUCCUUCCGUCAACUUUCGGUAUCAGCUCGUAGGGAGGUAGUAGAGCGUCGCUACCUCUGCUACAAUUGCCUUGGUCGGCACUCGGUGAGGGACUGCAGGUCCAAGACCAAGUGCCAGUAUUGCGGGGGCCUCCACCACUCGAUGCUCCACAACCAGCCAUCGAGUCAGCCUCAACGUCCAGCUCAGCAGAGGCAACAGACCAACUCAACCCAGCAAAAGGCCGUUCCGGUGGUGACCUACACCCACGAAAACGACAUCCCCAUGGUGGUGACUGGUCACCAUUCAGAUUCCGGAUCCGCUCAAGACUUCCGCCCUGGGGUCCUUCUGGCUACCAGCCUUGCGCUUUUGGUACGCCCAGAUCAGCCAGCUCAUCAGGUUCGUCUACUCAUCGAUCCAGGGUCGGAAAUCUCCGUCAUCUCAGACCAGCUCGUUCGUCAGCUUGGGCUGUUAAGGCUCAAGACACAGCUACGAAUAUCGGGGAUUGGAGACACGGCAUCUGGGCCGGCAUUAGGCAAGGUUCGGCUCACAAUACAGUCCACUUGCUCUCACUUUCAGCUCAGAGUUUCUGCCUAUGCUCUCGGCCAGCUCACAACCUCAUUACCGACAUUCUCACCAAGUCAGCUCACAUGGGAUCAUCUGGAAGGACUCCAGCUCGCUGAUCCCGAUUUUCUCACACCAGCACCAAUUGACAUCCUUCUUGGCGCUGAUGUCUAUGGACAACUCAUCUUACCACAAGUCAUCACCAAUGGACCAAACUCACCAUCGGCUCAGCUCACGCGACUUGGAUGGAUCGUAUUCGGACCAACGGAAGGUCCUGAUACUACUCAAGUAGCAACUUCUCAUCUAACGGUCACCAACGAGGAUCUCAACGAACUGCUCACCAAAUUCUGGAUCCAGGAAGAGAUCCCUGGGACACCAGAGGUUCAGCUCAACGAGGAGGAAGCGCAGUGUGAGGAACACUUUCAACGGACCCACUCACGAGAUGCAUCUGGCCGCUACAUUGUUCGGAUACCGCUCAAAUCUCCAGUUUCCUCGCUAGGAGAUUCACGAUCGUCUGCACUCGCUUGCCUCCAUCGUCUGCUCAGGAAACUCUCACGUGAUGAGGUUUAUCGUCAGCUCUACACGGACUUCCUCAGGGAAUAUGAAGAGCUCGGCCACAUGCGUCGAGUCUCCGGACAGCUCGCUAGAUCAGCUCAUCAGCGCCAGCUCAAUGGGGGGGGGGGCACGGGCACCGAAAUGACCUUAGCACAUGAGGCCUCGGCUUCAGGAGGGUUGAGGGUUUCGGGCCGUCCGUGUUCUUCUCGGGCUGACGCUCCUCCGGAAUAUUUCUUCCCUCAUCACGGAGUUCUCAGGGCGAGCAGUGAGACAACGAAGCUCAGAGUUGUUUUCAACGGCUCCAACAAGACCAGCUCAGGACAAUCGUUGAACGAGAUUAUGCACACGGGUGAGAAGUUGCAGAAGGAUAUCUCGGAUGUACUUCUCUUUUCUCGGCGGAAACGGCUCAUUUUCAUGACGGACAUAACCAAGAUGUUUCGUCAAAUUCGGGUACAUCCGGAAGAUUGGCCACUCCAACAAAUACUCUGGACCGACUCAAACGGAGAUAUCGCCACCUAUCAACUCACCACGGUCACAUAUGGCACUAGGUCAGCUCCGUUCCUCUCAAUGCGUGUUCUUCAUCAGCUCGUUGAGGAUGAAGGAUCGAACUAUCCUCUCGCUGUGGAACCGCUCAUGAAAGGACGAUAUGUUGACGAUAUCUGCGGGGGUGCUGACUCAGAUGAAGAGCUACUCAGGACCGCUCAUCAGGUGACACAGCUCUGUCGGUCAGGAGGCUUUCCGCUAGCCAAAUGGCACUCAAAUAGCCCAGCUCUACUCACAUCUCUUCAACCUGACAGCACCUCUCAAGAACAACGAUUCAUAGAGGACUCACUCACCAAGAUUCUAGGGGUUUCUUGGCAUCCUGGAACGGACAACUUCAAGUUCUCCGUCACUCAGCCUGAGACCAGCUCAAUAACGAAGAGAAUCAUUUUAUCGGAAACGGCUCAACUCUUCGAUCCACUGGGUUUCCUAGCGCCAGUGGUCAUACGAGCGAAGAUAUUGCUCCAGGCUCUAUGGAUCGAGAAACUGGGAUGGGACGAACCAGUUUCCCAGACAACUGCUCAACGAUGGAGCCAAUUCAGGGAGGAGCUCACACAGUUAUCAGAGAUCACCAUACCUCGGUGGCUUGGACUGCUCACGGAUUCCGUCGUCGAAGUACACGGUUUUUCCGACGCAUCACAAGUGGCGAUGUCAGCCGUGAUCUAUCUCAAGGUUCUCAACAAGGGAAAAUCACAACUCACAUUGGUUUGCUCAAAAACGAAGGUCGCACCGCUCAAACGGCUGACAAUCCCACGACUAGAACUCACUGCGGCUCUCCUCCUGGCCAAACUGACUAAGUACGUCAAGGACCAACUCAAUCUCACGAACGCCACCACCUAUCUCUGGACCGACUCAUCGGUCACGCUCACGUGGAUCAGCUCACACUCCUCAAGAUGGAAGGAGUUCGUGAAAAAUCGGGUGGCACUCAUCCAGGAGCUCACUCAGCAGGCUCAUUGGAGAUUGGUACCGGGCAAGGAGAAUCCUGCAGACUGUGCAUCUCGAGGUCUAUCAGCGCACCAACUGGUAUCUCAUAAGCUCUGGUGGAAAGGGCCACCAUGGCUUCAUCAAGACUGCUCAUCAUGGCCAACUCACGCUCUGGAAAAAGACCUCAGCGCAGACCUCGAGGAAAAGCCAGGAGUUCUCCUACAUGUAAAAGCUCAUCCAAUCGCGCUCUGGAAUCUCGUCGACAGAUUCUCAUCGUUCAACCGACUGCUCAGGGUCACAGCAAUCUGUCGACGAUUCAUAGCUCGGCUCAGGAAAACCCCCAACUCUUCUCUUCGAUACCCGCUCACUCUUGGUGAUCUUGAAGAGGCUCGCAUCCUCUGGAUCAAACUCACGCAGGCAGCUCACUUCAAGGAUCAACUCAGAGCGAUCUCACGAGGGGAAAGGUUCAGCAAAUCCCACCCCCUCACCAAGCUCACACCCUUCAUCGAUCGCCAAGGGGUAUUGAGGAUAGGAGGACGGCUCAAGUUUGCUCACAUAGGCCCGGAGAGCCGGAACCAAGUGAUUAUUCCGAAGGAAUCUCAACUGGCUCAGCUACUCAUCGGACAGGCUCAUCUAAGGACACUCCACGGAGGCACACAGCUCACCCUCAGGCAGCUCAGAAGUAGCUACUGGAUACUCGGAGGUCGAGCACCAGUACGCUCCUUCAUCCUCAAGUGCGUUAACUGCACUCGCCAACGUGGAGUACGCGCUCAACAGCUCAUGGGCCAGUUGCCACCAGCCAGACUCACUCCCGCUCGAGCCUUUCUCAACACUGGGAUCGACUAUGCCGGCCCAGUGUCUCUACGGUCCUGGAAAGGGCGGGGACACAAGUCGUACAAAGGCUGGUUGGCUAUCUUUGUCUGCAUGACCACCUCAGCGGUCCAUCUCGAGGUCGUGUCAGACUACUCAGCCGAGGGGUUCAUCGCGGCGUAUAGACGCUUUUCAAGUCGGCGUGGGAUCGCUCAUUCCUUGUUCAGUGACUGUGGGACCAAUUUCCUUGGCGCUGACAAGGAACUAAAGAAGCUCUUCUCGUCAGGAUCAGCUCAAUCAAGACAGCUCGCACAGCUCCUCAUCAAUGAUGGGACUCAGUGGUCCUUCAAUCCUCCAGUGCUCAACUCACGACCACUGGAACCGCUCACGGAUGAUCCUGAUGACUGUUCAGCCUUGACACCAGGGCAUUUUCUCAUCGGUCAGGCUCCCACGACUCUUCCAGAGCCAUCUUUAGAGCAACUCAACGUCUCAAGGCUCUCUAGAUGGCAGCUCAUUCAGCAGAAGCUUCAAGGAUUCUGGAAGAGGUGGUCCACGGGAUAUCUCCAACGUCUUCAAGCGAUAUCCAAGUGGCACCAUCCGACUCAUCAGAUACGGAUCGGCUCACUGGUUCUACUCACGGACGAGAGAUUCCCGCCAGCGAAGUGGCCUCUCGCCCGAGUGACCGCUCUGCACCCAGGAUCGGACGGACUCACCAGGGUAGUCACCAUCAGGACUGCUCAGACGACGCUGACAAGGCCAAUCGCCAAGCUCGUCCUCUUGCCCAUCUCACCUUCAGGGGAAUAG